AUGGCUGACCCAACAGUCAAUGAAAGCCCGGAACUAACUCCAACGGCGGAGGUGCAUUCUCCCCAUUCGCCGCAGAACAAGGACGCUGAAGCGCCGCAGGUUGUGCCAGUCAAUCAAGAGGAAAAAGAGAAACUGGACAAAGUGAUCCAAUCUGAUGAUUUUGCAACCUUCCUCCGUAAGCGAUCGAUUCUUGAAGAAGACCAUGCUCAGGGACUCAAGAAGCUUGCCCGUGCCAUGCACGAUUCCUCGAUACGGCCGGACAAUCGCCAAGGUAGUUUUGCGAAAAGCUACGAUGAGAUGAACAAGAUACACGAUCGCAUGGCAGAUCAUGGGCUCCAAUUUUCCGUUUCCCUUCAUCAAAUGUCGGAGGAUUUGAAUGAAUUGGCAGCCAACAUGGAACGAGGCCGAAAGCAUUGGAAACAGAAUGGUCUGAAUGCGGAGAAAAGGGUCCAGGAAGCUGAGGCGGCAGCUGAGAAAGCAAAAGCCAAAUAUGACAACCUUGCAGAGCAAUAUGACCGUGCUAAAACCGGCGACCGCCAACCCGGGAAAUUUGGACUGAAGGGACCCAAGUCUGCUGCACAACAUGAGGAGGACUUGCUCCGCAAAGUUCAACAUGGAGACACGGAUUAUUCAAAUAAGGUACAAGCUGCGCAGACGCAGAAACAAGAGCUUGUUGCCACUCUCAGGCCGCAAGCCACACGUGCCCUUCAAGACUUGAUCAACGAAUGUGACUCUGCACUAGCACUCCAAAUGCAAAAGUUUGCCUCGUUCAGCGAGAGGCUUUUGCUUGGUAGCGGUUUAUCAGUGAGCCCCUUGAGGCAUCAAGCCAACGACAAUGCACCCGUACCAAAGAGUCUUCGUGAAGCCGCCCGUCAGGUUGAUAACGAGCGAGAUUUCAAGGAUUAUAUCCUAAGCCAUGCAUCUAAGGCUAACUCGAGUUCUACAACAAUCAGAUAUGAGCGCCACCCAACUCUUACUACAUCUCAAAAUCCAAGUGCCCAUCCAAAAAGGCAAUCCCUGAGUAUCAAUACUGCGCCAACGCCAACUCCUCAAACCGCAGCACAGGCUUUUGCUCAAAUGACGCCUCAUAACGCUCCCCAGCUUCACCAUGCUCAACCACCCCGUCCUCCUCCCCCUCCAACAUUCCAACACCCCCAUCAGGAGACUUUCUUUACGCAGCCGACGCCGCAACACCACUCUCCUGCACCCUAUCCAACUACUACUCCGUAUCCUCAGCAUUAUCCUCCCCCCCAGCCGCGUCCAUCACAUAGUUUUGACCGUCAGGUAACCGCGCCGGGCCCUGCAUCUGCCAAUAAUGCGGCUCAACACUCAGAUUUACCCCCGUUGAACCCGGUUUUUGGAGUUAGCUUGGAGGAUUUGUUCCGAAGGGAUGCCACUGCGAUCCCAAUGAUCGUGUACCAGUGCAUUCAAGCGGUUGAGCUUUUUGGUUUAAAUGUGGAAGGGAUCUACCGACUUUCGGGGAACACCAUGCACAUACAGCGGAUGAAAGCAAUGUUUGAUAAUGACUCGAGGCAAGUCGAUUUUACGAACCCUGAGAACUUCCAUCACGAUGUCAAUAGUGUAGCCGGUCUUUUGAAGCAAUUCUUUCGGGAGCUACCUGAUCCACUGUUUACAAACGAACGCUAUCAGGAUUUUAUAAAUGCCGCUCGCAAGGACGAUGAUACGCAACGUCGAGACACUUUACAUGCCCUUAUCAAUAGUCUUCCGGACCCAAAUUAUGCCACUCUACGAGCACUGAUCUUGCACCUGAAUCAUGUGCAAGAACGAGCAUCCGAAAAUAGAAUGAAUGCGGGCAAUAUUGCCAUCAGCUUUGGCCUAACGCUUAUGGGCUCCAAUGCUGGCCACAGCAUCGCUGAUUCCGGAUGGCAGGCGCGAGUAAUCGAAACCGUCUUGCAAAAUACGUUUCAAAUCUUUGACGAUGAUUAG
This is a messenger RNA of Uncinocarpus reesii 1704, 1947 nucleotides long. RefSeq lists its product as uncharacterized. Gene Ontology annotation, biological process: regulation of GTPase activity; signal transduction. The transcript has 8 exons. Bases 1 to 1947 code for a protein of 648 amino acids. Gene Ontology annotation, cellular component: cytoplasm. Lineage: Eukaryota; Fungi; Ascomycota; Eurotiomycetes; Onygenales; Onygenaceae. The record is from RefSeq and is a predicted model, not a curated record.